Molecule: messenger RNA, 2892 nt
Organism: Ophidiomyces ophidiicola
Lineage: Eukaryota; Fungi; Ascomycota; Eurotiomycetes; Onygenales; Onygenaceae
Gene: ROT2
Product: glucosidase II
Exons: 3
Coding region: 1-2892 (963 amino acids)
Biological process (GO): carbohydrate metabolic process; N-glycan processing
Cellular component (GO): glucosidase II complex
Molecular function (GO): alpha-glucosidase activity; carbohydrate binding
Source: RefSeq, a predicted model, not a curated record
AUGGCGCUUUUCCGAGCUCCUUUGCGAUCUUUGGCCCUGGUGGCUAUUGUUAUUAUCACAAGUUUUGUCGUUCCUGGUUUCAUGGUUAAACACGAAAAUUUUAAGACGUGCUCGCAGUCUGGUUUCUGCAAGCGAAAUAGAGCCCUUGCAGAUACAAUUGUGGAUAAAGCAUCAGCUUGGUCCUCCCCUUAUCGACUUGACCCGCACUCGGUCACCUUCAAGAAUGGGCAAUUGAGCGGCAUAAUCAUCAAGUCAACAACAGCGGACGGCGACGUUCGCCUUCCGCUAGCCGUAACAUUUCUCGAAUCAGGUGCUACGCGGGUGACAAUUGAUGAAGAGAAACGUCAGAAAGGAGACAUACAAUUGAGACAUGGAAGCACUGUAAGGAAAGAGCGGUAUAAUGAGGCUGCGAAGUGGGCGAUCACCGGAGAUGUUACCCCUAGCUUAUUGGCGCAACUAGAGAAAGACUCUGGCAACGGAUACACUAACGUCGUUUUUGGAGCUAAUCAACAAUUCAAGGCCGUCAUCAGACACUUCCCUUUUGGCAUCUCCUUUGAGCGCGAUGGCAUACCGCACGUUAAGUUUAAUGAUCGAGGGCUGCUUAAUGUGGAACAUUGGAGGGCUAAGAUUGAGAAGAGCACUGAUUCUUCGGAUACCACCCUAGAUACAGAAGAUUCAACUCUGUGGGAAGAAUCUUUUGGAGGAAACACCGACUCGAAACCGAGAGGACCCGAGAGUGUUGGUUUAGAUAUUACAUUUCCUGGAUACAAACACGUGUUUGGCAUACCGGAGCACGCCGACUCUAUGUCGCUUAAAGAAACUAGGGGCGGUGAGGGUCAGCACAGUGAACCAUAUCGUCUUUAUAAUGCCGAUGUGUUUGAGUACGAAUUAAACAGCCCCAUGACUCUGUAUGGCUCGAUUCCGUUUAUGCAAGCCCAUCGUGGCGGAUCCACUGUCGGUGUUCUUUGGCUUAAUGCAGCAGAAACUUGGGUUGACAUCGUUAAAAUGAAACAAUCCCCUAACCCACUAUCCCUAGGAGUUGAAGAAACCACAGAUACCCAAACCCACUGGUUUUCUGAGAACGGACUCCUUGAUGUGUUUGUCUUUCUUGGACCAAACCCUUAUGACAUCGCUAAAACCUAUGGGGAGCUUACUGGGUUCACGCAAUUACCGCAGCACUUUGCCAUUGCAUAUCACCAGUGUCGCUGGAAUUACGUGACCGACGAAGAUGUGAAAGAAGUUGACCGAAAAUUUGACAUGUAUCAAAUACCCUAUGAUGUAAUAUGGCUUGAUAUCGAAUACACGGAUCAGAAGAAAUAUUUUACCUGGGACCCACAUACAUUCCCCGAUCCUAUUGGUAUGCAAAAACAGCUUGAUUCCUCGGAGCGGAAACUCGUCUACAUCAUUGACCCACACAUCAAAAACGAGGGCAAUUACCCUGUUGUUGAUGAAUUGAAGAGCAAGAAAUUGGCUGUUAACAAUAAAGAUGGGAACAUCUACGAUGGUUGGUGUUGGCCAGGAUCCUCACAUUGGAUUGAUUGCUUUAAUCCCUCUGCCAUCGAGUGGUGGAAAGGCUUGUUCAAAUACGAUACCUUCAAAGAAACUCAACACAACUCUUUUGUUUGGAAUGAUAUGAACGAGCCGUCGGUUUUCAAUGGGCCCGAAACAACAAUGCCAAAGGAUAAUAUCCACCAUGGGGGCUGGGAGCAUCGUGACGUCCAUAAUCUGAAUGGUAUGACAUUUGUUAAUGCAACUUAUCAAGCAUUAUUGGAGCGUAAACAGGGUGAACUCAGACGUCCUUUCGUACUAACUCGUUCCUUCUAUGCUGGGUCUCAGAGGCUCGGUGCAAUGUGGACUGGCGAUAAUCAAGCGAACUGGGAACAUCUUGCUGCCUCUUUACCAAUGGUUUUAAACAACGGAAUCGCUGGCUUUCCAUUUGGAGGUGCCGAUGUUGGCGGGUUUUUUGGUAACCCAAGCAAAGAACUUUUAACAAGAUGGUAUCAAGCAGGCAUUUUCUACCCAUUUCUUCGUGCACAUGCUCAUAUUGACACUCGAAGGCGUGAGCCAUAUUUGAGCGGGGAACCAUACACUGCAAUUAUCACUCAAGCUUUGCGACUGAGAUACCAACUCCUACCAGCCUGGUAUACUGCUUUUCAUCAGGCUUCGAUUGAUGGCUCUCCCAUCGUUCGACCCCAGUACUAUAUCCAUCCCUUCGACGAACAAGGUUUUGCAAUCGAUGACCAGUUGUACCUCGGCUCUACUGGUCUGCUCGCAAAGCCUGUAGUUACCGAAGGAGCAACUACCGUUGACAUAUAUAUUGCUGAUGAUGAAAAAUAUUAUGAUUAUUUUGACUACACUGUAUACCAUGGGGCUGGAAAAAUGCACACAGUACAAGCACCAUUAGAAAAGAUCCCUCUCUUGAUGCAAGGUGGCCAUGUGAUCCCUAGAAAAGACAGACCACGCCGAAGCAGUGGCCUGAUGAAGUUUGACCCAUAUACCCUCGUUGUCGUCCUAGAUAAGAAUACUAAGGCAGAGGGUGAGCUUUACGUUGAUGACGGUGAAACUUUUGAUUAUCAAGGUGGUGCCAUAAUUCACCGACGCUUUGUCUUCGACAAAUUCGCCCUGUCCUCAGAAGAUCUAGGGAUUAGCGGUAUCAAAACCGCGAAAUAUCUAAAAAGUAUGGCAGAAGUGCGUGUUGAAAAAAUUAUUGUUGUCGGUGCUCCUGCCGAGUGGAAGGAUAAAACGACAGUUUUGGUACAGGAAGACGCUACACCCAAUCCCACGCAAACCUCGUUGGAAUGGCAUAGUUCUGGAGCUGGGAAAUCAUCUUUUGCUGUUAUUAAGGACCCCGGCGUCUCAAUCACCAAAUCCUGGAAGAUAGACUUUUCUUGA